AUGCUCGCGACAGGCUCGUCCGACAAGCACUUGCUCCCCACCACGGCUACUACCCUUGCCCCCGGUGGCCGCGAGCCAACGGCUCUCGCCGUCGGCUCGCCACCGGCGUGCGCAGGGUCAGGCAACCCGUUCUUUGACCCUCCGUUCGGAGCGCCGCCGGCACUGCAGAGCCCCAAAUCCGAUGCGGUGCAAGUUGGCGAGGUGCCGUCGAAGGGGCCGCGAGGCUCGCCCCCGGCGGCGGCCUCUGCGGCAAAGAAGCGGAAGCCCGCCAAGCCAUUCACGAUCCGUGCAGCCCACGACUGCGGCCUCUCGCCGUAUGCCCCGCCGAGCGCUCCAGUGCUGUCCAGCUUGCUCUCACCGCCCGCCGGGUUCGAGUCGCCGCCGGCGGGGUUCGACUCGAGUCCCGCAGCCCCGCUCGCCGCCUCGCUAGCCCCACAUGCUGCGGACUGGGAGGCGGCGUUCGAAACUAGCUAG
This is a messenger RNA of Emiliania huxleyi CCMP1516, 474 nucleotides long. RefSeq lists its product as hypothetical. Bases 1 to 474 code for a protein of 157 amino acids. Lineage: Eukaryota; Haptophyta; Isochrysidales; Noelaerhabdaceae. The record is from RefSeq and is a predicted model, not a curated record. The transcript has a single exon.